CGGUCGAAGCUCAAUACUCCGUAACACGAAAUGUUGAAAACCAGACGAGUUCUGUCGAAUAAUCAUAUCUAGCAAUGUCUUCAUCUGCCCCCGAGGGGCAGGAAUCAGUCUCGGAAGAAGAGGGGACGAGGUAUCUCGAGCUCUUUGAAAAGUUGGAUGUUAACAAAGAUGGCAAAGUUGACAUUGAAGACCUCAGUCGAUCUCUUCGAGAGAUGGAAUCUUUCGAAAAACACUCUUGGGAUCAGGUGCAGGAUCACGCCAAGAAAAUAUUUGACAGAACGGACUUAGAUAAAGAUGGUCACAUUACAUUCAAAGAGUUUGUCCGCUAUCUCUCAGAACAUGAAAAGGAACUCAAAUUGGCUUUCCACAAGUUAGAUGAAAACAGAGAUGGUGUAAUAGACUCCCAUGAGAUUCAAGCAUCAUUCAGAAAACUAGGCAUUCAUAUAGACAGGGAGGAGGCCAUGAAGUUACUGCACAGGAUGGACAAGGACAAAACCCUAAAAAUCAACUGGGAUGAAUGGAGAGAUUACUUAACCUUUCAUCCAAACUCGGACCUUCAUGAUAUCGUACACUACUGGAGACACGGGUUUAUAGACUUUGGUGAAGACAGAUUAGUUCCUGAUGAUUUCACGGAAGAGGAAAUGCAGGAAGGGGUAUGGUGGCGACACCUGGUGGCAGGGGGUGCUGCAGGGGGGUUGUCGCGGACGGUCACAGCCCCCAUCGACAGGUUAAAGGUGCUACUGCAGGUAUAUAGUACAAAUCAGAACAAACUAGGUGUAUAUAGUGGAUUUAAGCAGUUAUAUCGAGAAGGAGGUGCCAGAGGACUGUGGAGAGGAAAUGGCAUCAAUGUCUUAAAGAUCGCCCCAGAAUCUGCAAUUAAAUUCAUGGCAUAUGAACAGAUAAAGCGUAGCUUCAAAGAUCCAUAUAGUGGAGAGAUAGCACCAGUCCACAGGUUUAUAUCUGGUUCUUUGGCUGGAGCUGUGGCACAGACAAUUAUAUAUCCCAUGGAGGUCAUAAAAACAAGACUGGCCCUGGGUAGAACUGGAGAAUAUAGUGGAAUUGUUGACUGUGUUUCCAAAGUAGUCAAACACGAUGGUGGGAUGUCUUUAUAUCGGGGGUACCUACCAAAUCUGGUUGGGAUCUUACCCUACGCAGGGAUAGAUCUGUUUAUUUAUGAGACACUAAAAAGUAAGCAUAAAGCCUGGUACCCAGACCACCAAGACCCCUCCAUCAUCUUCCUCCUCUUCUGUGGUGCUACCAGCUGCUCGUUUGGACAGCUUUGUACAUAUCCCUUGGCAUUAAUACGAACCAAACUACAAGCCAAAGGCAAGCUUGGAGGAAAGAAAGACAGUUGGAUAGGUUUAGGCAGGACAAUUGUGAAAGAAGAGGGAUUCUUAGGACUCUAUAGAGGAAUUAUACCUAAUUUUGCCAAGGUGUUACCAGCAGUCAGCAUCAGCUACGUCACUUAUGAACAUGUACGGAAACUGCUAGGGGUAGAUAUGUCAUAGCUUUCUGAUCACACGCCAGCUUUAUUUAUGAUCAUUUAAAAACCUGCAGAAGAUGCUUAGCAGAGAAAUGGACUAUUCUUCUCAUGUCAGCAGUCAGCUUCAUGUACAACCACAUGUUUGAAGAUGACCAGUAUGUAUUAUAACCUCGUGGAUACGCACACAGCUGCCAUGUGACCAGUUACAGCCAAUGGGAUGUAAGCUUCACAUUCUCUGCAGGACUGUCUUUAGAGUGACAUUGCAUUUUCUGGUGUUUUAAGUGAUUUUUUUUUCUUACAUUCAGCCAUCAGUGUUUUUUGAUGUCAUUUAUGGCUUACAGAAGACAAUCGACUUGCUCAUAGUUCUCUUUCUGGGAAUAGAUGCAGCCAGUUUGUCAACAGAUUAAAAAAAAGGGACUGCCAAUAACAAAAGUGACUGAUAUUUAUAUCAAAUACUUAAAAAAGGUGCACAAAUAAGAAUCAGUGCUCAGAGAAAAGGGAUAUAGAUAGGGUUGACUGGACUCCCUCAGUACCACUAGAGUGCAACAAGGAACUUGUACUGUGGGACGCAGGACGCAAUGCUCUUUGUCCAUAUUAAUGUGAUAUUUUGUUAAUGUUCAGAGUUGUUGUUUUAAAGAAUAAUGACCAAGGACUUGAGAAUGAGUAUUACUCAUUUGUCAUUGAACUUUGAAUCUUGCAGUGUAAAUCUUCUUUGCAUGUGGUCUGUAUCUUGUUCUAUUUCAGUCCUCAUCAGUGUUAAAUAUUCUGUAGAUGUGAUGUAAGGGAGUUCUCCGAGUCACGUCAGUGAGACACAUUUUGUGCAAUACUUGCCAGUUUUAUAUCUCUCUUUAAUAACUGAAGUUCUUUUCAUAUUGAAAGGCACCUAACUAUAAAUAUAUAUGUACUAAAUUGAGGGUACUGUAUAGAAAAUAAUAGGAUUAGUCAGAGUUAGGCAAAUAUUACACACAAUGUGUGCAUCACUGACGCCAUUCAGAGAACCCUUUUCUUUUUGGAAUGACCCGUGAAUGAAUUGUUGACUGAGGUUUUUCUGUUAGGUUUGGCAAUCUACAUCCCAAAUGAUUGUGUCAUGCUAAUAAUCAUUCUCAUUGUUUGUCCAUCACUUACUAGUACUAAAAUUCUAUCAAAUAUGAGAGGUACUGUAACAACUCUAGUUGAAUGUAGCUUAAAGCUUUAAGUAAUUGACUCAUGUUAUAAGGUAAACAGUUUUUUCCCCUAGUUGUUUUAAUUUAUUACCUCUUUCUAAAUGUAAUAGAUGCAUUUUGGUAAAAUUUUCAGACUGGACCAGAAUUUGGUUAACUUAGAAACAAUUAGUUUGUGGUGGUGAUCCUUCAAUCAAUGAUCAAAAAUGAAAAUUCAGCUGCCUUGGCAGAGGUCUACUCUCAUGUGUUUUUUACUUGUCAUUUAAAUAAUCAUUGCUUCUUUGUUGUGCAAUAUAGUGCCAUACUUGGUCCACCCAAGGUUUGUGUGCAUUUUGCAUUUAGAAUCAAAAUUUUUGUCUUAUGAGUAAGAGCAAUUUGAUGAAAGUUAAUGG
Molecule: messenger RNA, 3035 nt
Organism: Lingula anatina
Lineage: Eukaryota; Metazoa; Brachiopoda; Lingulata; Lingulida; Lingulidae
Product: mitochondrial adenyl nucleotide antiporter SLC25A24-A
Biological process (GO): transmembrane transport
Cellular component (GO): mitochondrial inner membrane
Molecular function (GO): calcium ion binding
Source: RefSeq, a predicted model, not a curated record